CUAAAUACUAACAAUAACAAGUAACAUCACAGUACCACAGUGCUGCUGAUCAGCCAGCUGCAUGCACCACAAACUCACACUCAUCAAACACAAAGCGAAGUCAAGUAAAAUGUUCGAAAAACUUGUUGGGUGGAUCAUGGAUUGAGUAGAUAGGGACAUUUGACGAACAUUGGUGUUUUCCUAGGGCCCUGGACACAGCUUCGAGUGAAGAUAGUGUUCUUUACUGCAUGUUCUGAAAACAGAGUCACAUGCUUGAAGUUGAUAACCCGGCGGCUGUGAUAACAAUGGGAGAAUGAUAAAGGCUUUCUACGAAUUUACGGGCUUGGAAAAUCACUGCUAAAAAUAAACGGUGAAAUGGAUUUGGGUUCUUCCAAUUUUUCAAGCAUACUGCCAGCCGCAAACUGACUAAUCUGAGUUGGGAACAAGUCCAUAAACCAGAAAACCGCUGUGUUUGGGAAAUUUUUCGUAACCAGGAGGUGAAAGGUUUGGGUUUUUUCCUGGUUUGGAAAAUCACCACUUUCUUCCAAUUUUUCAAGCAUACUGAAAGCCUCGGACUGACUUCUGAGUUUUGUUGGGAAGUUUUUCGUAACCAGGAAGUGAAAGGUUUGGGUUUUUCCAGGUUUGGAAAAUCACCGCUUAAAAUAAACUUUGAAAUGAAUUUGAGUUUCUUCCAAUUUUUCAAGCAUACUGAAAGCCUCGGACGGACUUCUGAGUUUUGUUGGGCAGUUUUUCGUAACCAGGAAGUGAAAGUGAAAUGAUCUUGUUGACAGCGGGCAAGGUAAUUGCUCAAAUUCAGCAAUCCAGGAAGUAAAGUCUGAUGAAGUACGGUUGCCAAGUUGCAAUGUGAUUAUAGGUUCUGACCAGUUUCCUCCUCGGCAUAAUUAUAUUGCAUUUCCGCAUUGUCAGGGUUGUGUGAUAUAAAUAUUGCACACGUCACUUUGGAAUUGCAAGGCAGUCCCAUGUACAAAUGAAAGGGUUUGCAUAUUGCUAGAUUCAGUUCUUCUGUUGGCAGUUUCACGACACGACAAAGAUCUACAUGUAGACUGUCAAGUUUUGGAUCUGCAAGGCAUAGGCCUAUCAUGAAAUCCUCGGAACAGUUCGGGGCAAGUUAUUUGUCAGCCAUGAAUGUCUAAAAGCGUGUACCCGCAAAACAGUAACCCUUACACCACAAGGCUGCACCAAAACUUGGCACGCUGCAUUUGCUCUUUUUGCUCUUAAUCAUCAUGGCGACCCCGACCCUUGACCUGGUGUGCUGCCUGGUCCGCAACCUGAGUGUCCCUGCCACGGUUUCACCCAGAACGGGAAAGGCCGUGCACCAAGACGACGAGAAGGUGACGUUCCUCCUCACCUUCAACAUCUGUGCCAUCCUGUCCUCCUGUCUGAGCAUCCUGGGCGCAGUCUACAUCCUCCUCCCUAAGAAGUCGUACCUCUACGUGCAAAGGCAGCGGCGGUCCUUCCGUGCCGUGGAGAGACAGAAAAAGAUCCUGACCUGGUUGUCUGUGGCUGACGUGCUGGCAUGUCUCGGUGUGUUAAUCAUAGCCAUCUGUGGUUUAGCCGAUGUGGGAUCCAUUACAGUUGAUAUCAGUGAAAGUGCCUCGCUGCGAUGGAUUUGUAUUGUGACUACAGCAUGGAUACAGUACUUUUACGUAGCCACAUACUUUUGGACUUUCUUCUACGCACUUGACGUUCACCUGAUGCUGAGAGGAAACAACAGGAAAAUGUUUCGUGUCUACCUGGUGUUGGCCUGGCUCGUCCCAGCCAUCAUGGUGUCCGCUGGACUGAUUGCUAUGUACCAGUCAUCCCCAAAUGACUUCCAGUGUGACCCAGCCUUUAAGAGCUGGCAGAGCCUGUUGCCACAUUACCUGAUGUCCUACAUACCCAUGCUGAUUGUGCUGGUCUUCAACCCUGUCAUGUACCUGUUCUCUGCUAAGAAAGUCGGUCCUUUGCUGAUGCGAGGUAACAUGUUCACGGACAGGGAACGUGCGAUCCAGAGCCAGGUUCAGCGGAAAUUCUUUCGCUUUGUCCUCGUCUUCACCCUGUGCUGGUUACCAAAUGUCAUCAACGGUUGCAUUCUUCUACAUAGCCUGGCAAUCGGUCAAACCAAUUGGCAUACAUAUUCAACCUUCACUGCAGUCAUCUGGGUUGCUAUGGCAAUUAUGAAUCCCUUACAAGCCUUCCUGAAUGCUCUGAUCUACUGGGGCCCCAGGGGCUGUACGCCAAACACCCCCUCCCAGUUUGAAUUGGACAACAACGCCUACGACCGCACCUUUCUGAGCAACAAUCACCCUGAUCAGGCCCCCAACGACUCCGCCGAAGAAAACGCGCCGCUGAUGGGCGGAACCAGACGAUUGACGAACAGAACUUCCUAAAAAAAGUUUUCUGUGUGAUUACUUGAACCACUGAUUUACAAAUGUAUUAUUAGUUCAUCAAAUGGUAGAUGGUAAACUUAAUGUACAUGUAAAUGCAGUAUUCAGUGUUCUCCAACCUGUAAAUAUAACCUGCAUGGUGCCCCGCCAAGCUUUCUGGGGCACCCUGAGGCACCCGCCAAGCUUCAAAAGUUGCCGCCAAGCUUAAAAAGUUGUCCGCCAUGCUUAAAAAAAAGGAAAAAAAUAAUAAAAAAAGACAAACAAGUGGGACUACCCUUAGGCCGCCAGGGUAUAUUUGGCCAGAAACUCUGCCAAAAGCAGUAACAUGCAACACUCGUCAAACUGAGAAGCCUGCCCAUUGUAGCAAUCCAUCGGAUCAAAAGUCUCAAGGCCAAACUGCCUCGAGAGUCCCUGGUCACUGAUGAGUUAAAAAGAGAUGAUGCUGAGCCAAUAUUCUACUUAAUAGUUACUGUGUUAGAAACGGCCUAAAAGCUGUUAUCCGUGCAUAAAUUGCAUGUUCAUCUGCAAAUAAGGCCCCUAACAUAAUUAUAGUGCCCCCCCCCUCCGCUUUUUGACGGCGCACCAACCUUUAAUUUUCAAAGUUGGAGAACACUGAGUAUCUGCUCCAGGAUUUUCGAAAGUGGGUUGGCUGCAUGGGGUGACUAACUUGAAGUCUGAGAUUCUCGGAAAGGGGGGGGGGGGCAUGAAGCGUUCCAGUUAAUGCUUAAAAAGCCAAUGGCCAUGAGUAGUGAAUCAAGAUUUGAGUGAUUGACAAAAUUUGGAUUGUUCUCUCUAUCGUGUUAGUAAUUAACAAAGAGGUGGGGGAUUGUUACUUUGUUAGCCAAUAAGUUUUGGCUUCUUUUUUCUUAAACCUUGAUCUUGUGUCUUGUAAAAGAAAGCCUCAAAUUUCACCGAGAUAUUUUGAUGACUCAAAUUUAACAAGUAACAAAGUAACCGACACAAAUAUUACCGGAAUAAAUAUGUGCUUGGCCUUCGGCUCGGGCCAUUAUGCGCGUCCAGGACCCUAGCGGGUUUUAAAUGUACAGUCGACUCUCGUUAGUACAAACUCUGUUAAUACAAAAUUCUGGUUAUAACAAAGAUAAAGCCUUGGUCCCGACUGUGCAUUUAUGUGCACAAUGAAUGGGACUGAUGUUCCUCUUAAUACAAAAUUCUGAUAUAACAAACAAUUUGGCUAGGUCCGAACUAGUUUGUUAUAACGAGACUCGACUGUACUUGUUUAAUAUCAGCUAAGCACAUAUGUAUUUCCAUUCAUUAAACAGAACUCAACCCUUCCAACCCCAAUAGCAUGUUUUGUUGGAAUCUGUCAGGAUGGGUACAGUGCCCCUAAACUGACAGUCUUUUACAUUGGGUUGGCACACCUCCAGAAACAAAGUCAGAAAUAUGUGUGUGCAGUUUCCCAUAUGGUGUUGGAAUUUGCCAGGAUGGGUAUGGUUCCUAGUAAAUCAUGCUAGGGAGUUAGGGUUAAACAGGCUUUUCCUUCCUAAAACCUGCAUGGUGCAACAUCCUACAAAAUCUGGUGGAGUUUGAAAGAUUUUGAGGAUUGGAAUAUAUAAAAAAAAAUUUAAGGUUUGAAAGUCUGUUCUCUGAGUACUUUAUUCAAGUACUUAUUCAAGUACUUAUUCAAGUAAUAUAAUUACAUGUUUAUGUUCCUAUUUGUUUCCUUAAAGUACUCACUUAAAGUUUGAUAUAGCUUGUAUUCCUUAAAAUUUCUAAGGGAAAGUAUGAAAUACUAACAAGGCAAACAAAAAAUAUUUCAUUAGAAAUGGUAAUGGUGGUGGGGUAGUGCAAAGGUUUCGUCAAGUAGAAAUAUAUAUUGAAAUAUUUAUUUCAUAUUAAAUAUCGGUAUAUAGUUGUUUUUUUCUGCUGCUUUAAGUGCUUAUAUUGUAAGAAUACUUAGUAUACUUUUUGUUGGUGCUUCAUGUGCUGUAUGAAUGUAUUUUCUUCUUCUAUAUUAUACUGUACAUGUACAUACUGUACAUGAACAUGUUUAUGUGAUAUGGGCUGUGUGUGUGAGCAAUAAAUGGCUCUUUGUGAUCACUUUUGAGAUCCCCAGUGGGGACAACACAUCCCGUAAGCUU
Patiria miniata (bat star) is the source of this 4465-nucleotide messenger RNA. RefSeq names its product G-protein coupled receptor 143-like. Gene Ontology annotation, cellular component: plasma membrane; melanosome membrane. Bases 1224 to 2369 code for a protein of 381 amino acids. Gene Ontology annotation, biological process: melanosome organization; cell surface receptor signaling pathway; G protein-coupled receptor signaling pathway. The record is from RefSeq and is a predicted model, not a curated record. Gene Ontology annotation, molecular function: dopamine binding; L-DOPA binding; L-DOPA receptor activity. NCBI's taxonomy places the organism in Eukaryota, Metazoa, Echinodermata, Asteroidea, Valvatida, Asterinidae. The transcript is spliced from 9 exons.